Trifolium pratense (red clover) is the source of this 1491-nucleotide messenger RNA. RefSeq lists its product as uncharacterized. NCBI's taxonomy places the organism in Eukaryota, Viridiplantae, Streptophyta, Magnoliopsida, Fabales, Fabaceae. Bases 204 to 971 code for a protein of 255 amino acids. The record is from RefSeq and is a predicted model, not a curated record. The transcript has 7 exons.
AUUCCUCGGCGAGAUCCAAUCCAAUUUGAAAUUUCCUUUUUUUUCGAUCAAUCCUGCUGAUUAAAGCAAUGUAGAUCCUUAUCAUCGUAUGAAUUUAUUUGAAGUGGGUAUGGAGUUUUCGGAUUCAUAAUCUAUUGCCUCUUUGGUGACGAUUUCGUCUUAAGAUUAAAGUUGGUGAUCGGUCAGAUGAAAUUCAGUUCCUCAUGGUUGAUAGUGUUGUCAAGAAAGUUGCCCCUCUUGCAUGUACUAGGUUAGAAUCCCAGAAGGGAUGCUCAGAUGUUUUUCCUGAUGAAUUGGAAAAGCAUUUUGGUGAUCCAAUAUUAUUUAAAGUUAGAAAGCAUUAUGAUUGUCACUCUUGUGGAGCUAUUUCUGUUGAAGUUUUGGAUAUUCACUUUGAUUCUGAUCUUUUGGAUAUCUACUUUAAUCCAAAUCACCAUGCCUAUUUCAAAAAAGAAGUGUUGGUGAACAAUGUUGAGUCAAGUAGUUUUUUCAAUCCAAAGUUAAAUUUUGUUGACACUAAAGCUGAGUUUUCCAAGUCUAUUGAAUCAGUUGAUCAGAUUGUUCCUUCUAUUGAAUCCAAUUUCUCUAUACUUGAUUCUUACAUUGGAAAUCGCUCUGUUAAGAGGCUAAAGGACUUCUUUGUUUCCAAGGAUGAUGGAGUUUGUGUUGUUUUUGGUUGGUAUGAUUCUGUUCUCGAAGGGGUUGAUAUGUGGUAUCCAGAUGAUCAAUCUUCUAUUCAACCAAGAUUCCGUUUGAAGUUAAAGAUUCAUGAUGAAUCCAAUGAAGCUAUUUUUAUACUUUUGGAUGAUCAAGUAAAAAAGUUGGCUUUGGAGACAUGUAGCCUAUUAGUUUCCAUUGGAGAAAGUUGUUCAAUGUAUCCCAAUGACUUAGACCUUAUAUGUGGUGAUGCUGUUCUCAUCAAGGUUGUUAAAAAAGUUUCAGUUGAUUCUAAGGAGACUGCUUCAUUUUAAAUAGUUGAUAUGCUAAGAGAUCCUUUCAUAUUGGAUGACUUCUUUCAGAAAUAUAUCGCUUCCUAUGAUGCUGCUGUUCCUAAUCUUUCGGGGUUGCCAUCUGAAAAAGUUUCGGAUGCUUCGUCCUCUAAUGGACUUAAAAUUUUAGAUGACGAAGCAUGUAUUGUGAAACCUACAAGAAAGCGACUUAUCAGUUAUAUAGCAACUCUUGGUGGGACAAUUGAUUAUGCUUCGAAGCAUUCAAGGAUCAAUUAGUUUAACUACUUAUGCUUAUUAGUCAAGUUAUCCAGUUAUAUCUAUUUAUGAUUUAUAUUUCAAGUUGUAUUUGUUUCGCCUUGCAAAAGAAAAAAGUUGUAUUUGUUUCAGUUUCGUCGAUUUAUUUAUUUUUUAUCGGUUAUUCAUGUAAUGUUGGAUUUCAUCUAUUAAUAUAAUUAUGUCAUUCGAAUUGCUGGAAUGUAUUGGUCUUUUUACAGUUGUUCUAUUGGUGUGGGUUCUUUAAACCCAAUUGUUUAUUUGUCAA